This is a messenger RNA of Suillus subalutaceus, 753 nucleotides long. RefSeq lists its product as uncharacterized. Bases 1 to 753 code for a protein of 250 amino acids. The record is from RefSeq and is a predicted model, not a curated record. The transcript has 9 exons. Lineage: Eukaryota; Fungi; Basidiomycota; Agaricomycetes; Boletales; Suillaceae.
AUGUUGGGGUUCUACCUUGUACAAGAUCAAAUUAUGUGGCACUAUGAAAUAUUAGUACUACACAAUCAGAUCAAUGAUUCAACAACUACAACACUGCAGGCACUAGCAAUUGUGCGAAUCCAGCGCUAUUGCAAUACUUGUUUCUCGUUGGUUUCAAAUAUUCUUCUAGUCUUGAGUUUCCUGGAACACUCACAAAGUUUUGGUGUUCAUUUCUCCAUGUUUAGUGCACUCAGCAACGACAGCCAUCAGUCUACCAAUGUCAUCUUGAGAUCCACUGGAGGCAAUAUGAAGUCGACAUCAAUCUUAGUGCAGGCACAGCUAACACCUCCCAUCAUUCUGAAACCCAGAUUGGUGCUGGUAUCAUUGUUUCCGUCCAUACCGCCCUCUACUGAUUUGACCAUGUGGAUGGAUGUCUACUUCAUCCAGGAAUUAUUUCCCUGUAAUCCUUCAUAUUUGCGCACAAUGAUGCCAGCAGCCCAGUGGACUACCAAAGUGCAGUAUGCAUGGCUCCAAGAACAACUGCCAGAGUACAUACAGCAAAGCGCCAGGGACAAGGACUACGCCUGCUUCUGGCCCGCUGCGCGGUACUUUCCUGCACAACGCGCAGCAUUCCCACACGCGCACCUUGCGCGCUUUCUCGCGCUUAAGCGCCCUGCAUCGCCUAUCAUCCAGGAAUGUCCCUCUAUGUCCAUCCACCUCAUUGCGCUUAUUGCUCCCAUCCCUUCCGCUUCCGAUGCGAUUUCCAUAGUAUAA